Molecule: messenger RNA, 1980 nt
Organism: Brassica napus (rape)
Lineage: Eukaryota; Viridiplantae; Streptophyta; Magnoliopsida; Brassicales; Brassicaceae
Exons: 1
Coding region: 998-1294 (98 amino acids)
Source: RefSeq, a predicted model, not a curated record
CAUUAUCGCGGUGACACGUGGUUACAAAACAAUAUUGUAAUUUUCUCAAUUAAUAUACAAAGGAUUGACAAAUGUAUUAUCUUAGUUAAAAUUUUUUUUGUUGUGUAACUUUAUAUGCUUACAUAUAUUUUGACCAAAAACAAACACUAGACGACUGGUUGUUUCGAUUGUAAUUAUGUAAGAUCUUGUCAGUAAGCAGUUGAAAGACAAAAAAAGGAAUAUGAAUGGGGGCGGGUCACAUGUAAACUGCAAUGAUGGUUACCACGAGGCUACAUAACCUAACUAAAGCACACAUUAUUAGAUACUGAACCUUUUUUUGAUAAAAAUAGUAUACUCUCCAACUUAACGUAGACUUGAGGUCUAGAAUUCGCAGACGAAAGCAACAUAUUUAAUAUAUCGAAAAUAUCGCAAUACCCUUAACUAACCUCUAUAGACUAUAGGCUUCUCAUAUAAUGGCCAAUGAUUGAACAAAUGCCAAUAUCUAAGUUUCCAGCUUAAAGUAAUGGAGAAUUUGUGUAAGUAGCAGGAAUCGCUAAGGCGUUAAACGUCAAAGAAAAUCUACCAACUAUGAAACUACAAAGUCUAAUGAAAUAUGUUGAACACUUGUGCCAUAACCCAUAAGGCGAUCAUAUCAAGAAAAGUUAUUUUUAUCAUCUAAAGGACUCAAAUAUAUCCUCUAUUAUUAGGCAUUUUCUUGAUCACUUUGAGUUAGAUCUAAUCUUAAACUUGUUUAGUAUAGUAUAAUAAUAUGAGAUGGAAAUAGAAUAUUUUCCAAAAGGUUAACCUCUCUCCUACUCACACAUAGGCCUCUUAAUGAUGCUCAUAAUCAUUGCCUCUUUCAAUGAUUAAAAUCUCUUUGAUUCCAAGCUUUACACAUCAUCCAUGAUCACUCAGUCACUUCUCCUAUUUAUAAAUCCAUGCUCAAGAACUUGCAUACUCAGAAACCCAAAGCUGAAUAGUAAAUCAAAUCAGAAAGACAAAGAAAAAGGAAGAAAGUAUGGUAAGAAGAAACGCAGUUCAUGCCACUUCAAGUCUUCCGUCUAGGCUUUGGUGGCCGCAGCAACGGAGGAAAGGAAAAAGGGCCGUCGUGAGAUUAGGAAACCGGCGACGAGGAUUCUUUGUGGGACAACCGCGGACGGUGGUGCAGAGAUGGAGGAUGAACAUCGGAAAACCAAUGAAAAUAAUGAGAAAUAUCAUUUUGGGAAUGAUCUCAAAUGGUGGAAAUGUUAAGUUCUUUGAUGCUUAUCUUUGGUCUUUACCGAUUUUACGUCCUCAGUUGUUUCCACUAUGCUGAUCAUUUGCUACACAGAGUUCUAACUGUAAAACUGUAAUAUUUUUCUUGUUUUAUCUUUCACCCCACUUUUGUAUUAAUCUAAAUAAUUGUCUUUAUAAUAAAGUUUUUUGUGCCAAAUAUAAGAAGGUAUAAUAAAGUUUUCAUUUCAUGCUAGGACUUUUCUUUGUCAAACGGGUGGAAGCUUAUGAAAAAGGAUUUGAUUUUUUUUUCGAAACACAAAAAAGGAAUUGCAGACAAUCAUUGUCUUUUUCAGUCUUGCACUAACUUUUUUUAGUUGCAAACAUGCGAGUUCUACUCCUACACAUGCAAGCAUGAUAUAUGUUAGUCGACUUCUACUUCUACACAUGCAAGCAUCAUAUAUAUAAGUCUGAAAGUUUCUUCAGUCUAAUUAAAAACAGAAACAAAUCGUGAUUUUCAAGUAAACGUAUUACAAAACUUUGAUAAUAAAUAACGUAUUACAAAACUUUGAUAAUAAAAGGUAGAGAAUUAGUUACACGGAGGAAAAUUGGCAGAACAUUUUCCAGGUAACUGAAGUGACAGAGUGCGGUCAACACCAGAGAUAGGUGGUCCCUUGGAAAGAGCACAUAGACAAGGUUGACCAAGCCUCUUGAUGGCAGCGCAACAUAGCCCGUUGGGAGACAAUGUGCUAAACGGCGCGACUGAUGGUCUACACGGCACGAGUUGAA